Molecule: messenger RNA, 1385 nt
Organism: Psylliodes chrysocephalus
Lineage: Eukaryota; Metazoa; Arthropoda; Insecta; Coleoptera; Chrysomelidae
Source: the annotation of a GenBank genome assembly
CUUAGAUAAGUAUCUACUUAUAUAAUAUGGAGUAGAAACAUAAAUAAAAGUAAAAUUUUGUUCGAAAUGUUAGACGAAGUUACAAAAAACGAGAUUUUUUCUAUAAUAGAAACGGCCAUGGAAGACGAGAAUUUGUGGAAAUACAAAAUGGAUUUAAGAGAACAAAAUCAUGUCAUAUACGGUGGACAUGAUUUGUUAAUUAGUGCUAAUAUAUUUGCCUUGGACCACAAUAGUCACAGACGCUGUAUGCAUCUGUAUAUAAAAAUAAGUGAAAAAUCUAAAUCCAAAAAUACUUUAAACAAAAAAGUUUAUCGAAGAGAAAAAUACGUUUUUGUGAAAAUUAUUAGUGCAAUUUUUAAUUUUUUAAAAACAAAUAUUUCUAUUUGGUACCGACCUUGUGAUAUGGAUUUUAUUCCAGUACCAUACAAAAUGUUUUCUACGGAAACCCGAGAAGUUUUAAUGUUUAAUUCAAUAAUACAUCUAGGCUACAAACCACAUACUGACGAAUUGUUUGCAACGCCAUCAAUGAAAUACUGUAUUUUGAAACAUAUGGCUAAUUUGCACGCCAUUUCGUUUGCCUUUCGUGUACAUAAACGAGAGGAAUUCGAAGAAAUUAUGAGAGAGUGGCAAGAAGAAACAAGUACGAAAGAGAUGUUCCUUCAACUUCCCAAUAUUGAGCAAAAAGUCCAAGUUGGUUUGGAAUUGACAAUGGAUAUAUUAGUUGAAGAAAAUAGACUUGAUUUAAUUGAACUUCUACAGAAAGAUAUACAAGAAGGCGCUAUGACCGUUAUAACAAAUAUCCUUUCUGAUGUUCCUGAUGAUAAUGUUAUAAUUCAUGGUGAUUGUUGGAUGCACAAUGUUGUAUCGAAAACUGUGGAAAACGGUACCGAAACGUCAACAAAGAUCAAAUUAAUAGCUUGGCAACUAGCAGCACUGCACUCACCCGUUUUGGACCUUGCAUAUUUUCUCUAUUUUACUUAUACAGAAGAAACCAACGAAAAAUUUGAAGAUUACGUGGAAUACUACUACAACGAAUUCUGUGAUUGUAUGUUAAAGUGCGACAGCGAUCCCCAACAAUUAUUUCCUUUCACAAGACUUCUAGAACAUUUUUUGAAGUAUUCCCCUUAUUGUUUAAUUUUGGCUCUGGUCGGAAUACCUUUUAUAAUGAUCAAUAGUUGUUUAAAUAAUAAUAUUUGUAUUCGAGAAAAUCGAAACCAUUUCGAAGAUCCUGAAAUGAAAGAAAAUUGUGAAUAUUGCAACUGCAACUAUGAGUCAAUGAAAUAUGUCAAUCUUAAAGAGGAACUCAGGAAUAGUAUUAAGGAAAAAAUCCUUGGUAUUCUUGAGUUACAUUAUAAGUACUUUAGGGUAUAGUUUUUAAAAGGCAG